This is a messenger RNA of Balaenoptera acutorostrata (minke whale), 2616 nucleotides long. RefSeq names its product solute carrier family 22 member 16 (gene SLC22A16). Gene Ontology annotation, biological process: transmembrane transport. The transcript is spliced from 8 exons. NCBI's taxonomy places the organism in Eukaryota, Metazoa, Chordata, Mammalia, Artiodactyla, Balaenopteridae. The record is from RefSeq and is a predicted model, not a curated record. Gene Ontology annotation, cellular component: membrane. The coding region runs from base 17 to 1750 and encodes 577 amino acids.
GGGGCACGGCGGCAGCAUGGGGUGCGGCAGCGUGGGGUCCGGCAACUUGGAGCUGGUUUUUGACAGCGUGGGGCACUUUGGCAGAUACCAGAUAUUCCUCUAUUUUAUAUGUGCCUUCCAGAACAUCUCUUGUGGUAUCCAUUACUUGGCUUCUGUGUUCUUGUCAGUGUCCCCACAGCAUACUUGCAGGCCCCCAGGCAAUGUGAGUCGGGUUCUUUUCCAAGGUAUCUCUAGUUGGAGGUUGGAGGACAUCUGGACCCAGUUUUCCAUAGGCCGUGAAGAUCACAUCAUAGUGCAGCUACAGGACGGUGAGAUUUGGGAGCUCACAAGCUGUCACAGGUUCCGGAGGGAUAACAAGUCAAGUUUGAACUAUGAUUAUAACGGCCAUAAGAGUAGUUUCCCUUGCUUGGAUGGCUACAUCUAUGACAAGAGCAAGUGGCGCAGCACCGUGGUGACUGAGUGGGAUCUGGUGUGUAACCGAGAAUGGUUUGGAAGGCUGAUCCAGCCUACAUUUAUGCUUGGAGUCCUGCUGGGAGCGGUGAUCUUCGGCUACCUUUCUGACAGGGCAGGAAGACGACUUGUCUUGUGGGCCACAAGCACCGGUGUAUUUUUGUUUGGCAUAGCAGCGGCAUUCACGUUUGAUUAUUACAGCUUCAUAGUCGCACGCUUCCUUCUUGCUAUCUGUGGAAGUGGCUAUCUCGUGGUGGUGUUUGUCUAUGUGACAGAAUUUGUCGGCAUGAAGUCUCGGACGUGGGCAUCCAUCCACUUGCAUUCCUUUUUUGCUUUUGGAACCAUGGUGGUGGCUUUGACGGGCUACUUGGUCAGGACCUGGUGGAUCUAUCAGUUCGUCCUCUCCACAGUGACUGUCCCCUUUGUCCUGUGCUGUUGGAUGCUCCCAGAGACACCUUUUUGGCUUCUCUCGGAGGGAAAAUAUGAAGAAGCACAAAAAGUAAUUGAUACGUUGGCCAAGUGGAAUAGGACGAGAUCCUGUAAACUGUCAGAACUUUUAUCACUGGAUCACAAUGGUUCUGCUGGUAAUAAGCCCUCUCAAGUUGAGAAGCACACCCUAUCAGAUCUGUUUUAUGACUGGAGUAUUGGAACAAGGACACUUAUUGUUUGGCUGAUUUGGUUCACGGGGUGUUUUGGGUUCUACACCUUCUCCUUGAAUUCUGUUAAUUUGGGAGGCAAUGAAUAUUUAAAUCUCUUCCUCAUGGGUGCAGUGGAAAUUCCUGCCUACAUCUUUGUGUGCUUUGGGAUGGACCGUGUGGGGAGAAGAAGCAUUCUGGUUUUCUCCCUUCUCUCAAGUGCAGUGACCAAUGGUGUGAUUAUGGUGAUCCCCAAGGAUUAUCAUGUUUGGUGUGUGGUGGCAUCUAUGGCUGGAAAAUUUGCCAUAGGGGCAGCGUUUGGCCUUAUAUACCUUUAUACAGCAGAGCUGUAUCCAACCAUUGUAAGGUCGCUGGCUGUGGGGAGUGGCAGCACGGUGGGCCGUGUGGGGAGCAUCGCAGCCCCAUUCUGCAUUUACCUCUCCAGCAUUUGGAUCUUCAUGCCACAGUUGCUUGUUGGGACUUUGGCCUUCGUGAGUGGAGUGCUAACAUUCAUGCUUCCAGAGACCCUCGGGAAGCCUCUGACAACUACUUGGGAGGAGACUGAAAAAGAGAGCAGUUCAGGCAAAUUACUUUCCACAACCGAUAAUACUGUGUUAGAAAAUAUCACAGUGGUUAACUCUGAGGAUUCUGGUCUUAAUAAAUAAAUGUGCCAGACGUGCUGUGUAGCACCUGAAAUAUUGUUUAAUGCUUUUGUAUUAGAGGAACAUUAUUCUCAUCUCCUGCACGUCAUGUGUAUGUGUCUUUUUUCUUUCAAACUACUGUAUUUAAUAACUUGUUCUGAAUUCAGUUAUGACCCACCAAAUGUAUGGUUCGGGUGGCAGAGAUAUUUGUAUUCAUUUACAUAUGACAUAGUGACAGCCAACCAUUAAAAAUGCACCAGAGUCUAAAGUAUUUAUCAGAGGCCAAUUAAUAAAAUCAUUUUUGGAUGUCUUUUCUAGUUAUCAGAAUACUAAUUUAGCAUCAGUAUUUCAGUUAAAAUGUUGGUCAGGAAGGAACUCUGGAAAAGUUUACAUCUAUUAAGGACUCUGUGGUAGAUUAUAAGAAUGGCUAAAAGUCUCUGAACUUUUUGUACUGAAUCUUUUGCAAUGUGACUUUAAAGCUCCUUCCACUAAGAACUGGAAUAUAUUGCUCCACCCCAUUAUCCAGCUGUCCUCGAGACUUGGUUUGGCCAUAGAAUGUGGCAGAAGUGAUAAUUAUGCAAGUUCUGAGUCCAGAUUUCAAAAUGCUUUGCACACCUUUCUUGAAACCUUACCUAAACUAUGAAAAAGUCUAUGCUAUCUAGUUGAGGAUGACCAAUACCAUGGACCAAGUCAAGCUCCUUGUCCCAACUGAGGCCCCCAAAAUGUGAGAGUGCCUGCUUGUCUUGUUUAAAAUAACAAAAUGUCCCUGCCCAAUCCAGAGCAGGAGGAAAUCCAGCUGACACCAGAAGAACCACCCAGGUGCUCCCAGUCUGUGUCUUUUUUUAAAAUUUUGUAAGAAAGUUUUGAAACAAUGGUUUUGUAAAAGUAGA